AUGGACAACUCAGAGAGAUGCUUUCUUGAUUGGAUGACGCUUCAAAAACGCGACUCGGAAGAGCUUCUCCAAGCCCUGACAAUAACUGAUGAUGGAGAUCCAAACACUCUAUUCGCCGAGUUAGUCGAGAAAAAUAUGACUCAUUUUCAGGAAUACAUAGACAGAAGAACCCAACUCGCUGUCGAAAGACCCUGUACUUAUUUCGCACCAACUUGGAGUUCUUCACUGGAGAAUUCCUUGCUGUGGUUGGCUGGCUACAGACCCUCAGUUUACAUCAGACUCUUGUACUCACUUUGCGGCUCAUACGUCGAAACCCUAAUAUCAGAAUACCUUGAUCGCGGCGCAAGAACAGGCAAUCUUGGCGAACUUUCGGCGCAACAGAUGCAUAAAAUUAAUGAUUUGCAUUGCAGGAUUAUCAAACGGGAAGAACAGUUGACUAACAAACAAGCGAGUUUGCAAGAAGAAAUGGCUGAUGAUCCUGUUUCCGUGAUCGCCAAGGAACACAGAGAUGCUCGUGAAUCUUAUGAGCAAGUGCAAAGCAAUAUUCAAAAAUAUGAAGGCGCAAUGUUCGGAAUCUUACAGGAAGCUGAUAAUCUGAGGUUAACCACACUUAAGGAGUUGGUUAGUAUUUUAACUCCUCUUCAGGCUGUGGAUUUUCUUGCUGCUGAUAAGAAGCUUCAUCUCUGCUUGCAUGAAUGGGGUAAAAGAAGGGAUGCUUUACAGGGUAGAACAAAUUAA
This is a messenger RNA of Mercurialis annua (annual mercury), 738 nucleotides long. Its product is annotated as protein DOG1-like 3. The record is from RefSeq and is a predicted model, not a curated record. Gene Ontology annotation, biological process: DNA-templated transcription. NCBI's taxonomy places the organism in Eukaryota, Viridiplantae, Streptophyta, Magnoliopsida, Malpighiales, Euphorbiaceae. Gene Ontology annotation, molecular function: sequence-specific DNA binding. Bases 1 to 738 code for a protein of 245 amino acids. The transcript has a single exon.